AUGGUGUUCUCGAAGAUCGCGAAAACGCUGAAGGACCUGAAGCAGACGUCGCUGGAUUCCUUUUCGAAUUUGCUGUACGACUACGCCGGGUUUGUAUACGAACGACCAUGUAAAAUCAUCGCAGUCAGUCUAAUAGGAUGCCUUCUCCUAAGCAUGGGAUUCCUUUACAGAGAACAUGAAAAGGAUAUAUACAAACUCUACUCCAUUUCGAAUUCAUACGCAUGUGAAACGAAUGAAACAAUAAAUGAUUUUUUUUACAAAAGCCGAAAGGCCUUCAUCCUGGUGGAGUCAAAUUGCAACUUAUUGCAACCACACAUAUUGAAAGAAUUAAAGCAGUUCGAAGAUGGGACGAAAGAAAUUCAAGUAGAUCUAACUGAGAUUAAUGAAUGUAAAAAAGAUACCGAGCAACCAGCUGUUCAAACAGACGCAUCGAAGGAGGUAUAUCACAUGCUUUUGAAAAAUCAAGAUGUAGAUGCUAACUUAGAUUGGAAACCAAAUUUCAAAAGAUUUAAUUUCAAUUUUGCGCUGAAUAAGCUUAUCGGAUUGAAGAACAAAUUAACAGAGUCUAAGAGUGAUGAUACAAAAAAAGGUAAAGCAAAGAAGGGGAAUAAGAAGGAGAAAAAUAAAGACAAAAAAAAGGGAAAGGAGUCAAAGGAGGGAACAGGAAAAAAUAAUCGUAGUGAAGAUGCAGAUGAUGAGGAGGAGGAUGACGAUGAUGAUGAUGAUGAGGAUGACGAUGAGGAGGAGGAUGAUCAUACGAAAGAAGGAGAAAAUGAAACGAGUAAGAAUAAUCACAAUGGAGAGGAAAAUCAAGACUUUGAAGAUAAUAACUAUGAUGAGGAUAUCGAUAGAGACUCACUCAACAACGGGGGAGGAAAUAAAAGAGAGGGACUCCAAAACAAAUUUAACAACAUGGUGGUUAAGAGGAUGAAAUGGGUCACAAGAAAAAUUACACAUAUGUUAAAGGGAAAGACAAACGGAAAUACAUCACAGGAGAGACAAAUGCCAAAGGUGAAACUCUCCGAUUUUAAAGAAGACGCUUUUUACCCACCGUAUUAUAUCCCUCCUAUGCUGUUGAAAGAUGAUAGGUGUUUACUCCAAAAUGUAUUUAAGGAUAAAAACGUGAAUGUAAAUUUGAGAGAUUCAAGUGAUGCCUUGAAAAAGCAAAUCACUUUCUCGUUAGAAGAUAUUUGCGAGAAAAAAUAUAACGAUUGUAAUUUGAGUUCCAUUUUUCUCUACUAUGAGAAUGGGAAUGCCAAAUAUGAAAAUCCGAUAAAAGUAGACAAUCUGGACUUCUACGUCAAUAGGAAGACCUUCAAAGAAAUGAUGCUAAAGGGUAUUCUUGGGAAUAUGCAAUACAAGGAGAGUCCAUUCAGCUAUACCAUCACCUCGGCCAAUGCUCUCAUGACUGUGAUCCCACUUAGGAACUCAUACAUGCAUGAGCCAUAUGUAUUAGCAUACGAAAAAAAGCUUAUCGAUUAUGUCCGUUUUUAUAACAUGGAUGAAAUUAUACAAGAUGAAGAAACCCAUGAUGGGAAUGAACCUUACAUAAAAUUUCAUGUCUUUACAGAGAGGAGCUUAGAAGACGAAGUAGAUCGAAUUUCCAAAAUUGACAAUUUGACUAGAUUGCUUUUUAUCAUUGGGGUGUGUCUCAUCUUUAUGUAUGCUCUGUUCAAUAAUGUCACGUCCGUUUUGUAUAGAAGUAAACCUCUCUGUGCUGUUAUGGGUAUUUUAUGUGGUUUCUUGGGUUACCUUGCUGGUUCAGGCUUUUUAUUUUUCCUCGGGGUGAAAUCCGUCCCUCCAGCAGAAACGGUGCCUUUCCUUGUCAUCGGGGUUGGUGUAGAUGACGUGUUUGUUAUCCUAAAUUCGUAUUCUCUUCUUUUCAUGAUUAAAGAUAAUAAAAAGAGGAUACAGCUUUGUCUAAAGGAUAGUGCCUUGGCCAUCACAGUUACUACGUUGACGAACAUUAUUGCCUUUCUGAUUAGCUCCGUUUCUCCCUUCUACUCCAUAUGUAGUUUUUCUCUCUUCACCGCCAGCUCCCUCUUCUUUGGAUACCUCAUGGUGUUGACUCUCCUCCUGAGCUUCCUCUGCAUUGAGGGAAAAUUGGAAAAUAAAAAGAGAAACAUAUUCUCCGGUACUGCUCUCCUCUUUUGCUCCUUCUUCCGGAGGGGCAAAAACAACAGGGGGAGAGGUGUUACUCCGAGUGGUUCCAGUGCUGCUUUGCCCAAUGCAUCCGCUGCUCAAAGUGGUACUAGUGCAGCUGCUCCUAGAGGGGACACCGCCACUUCCCACGGUCAGAAUAAUCUCUCUCUCGAAAUGGCUCAAAAUGAAGACGAUUAUAAGAAGACACCAGUUGAGUAUGAAAGUAUCUCCAUUUAUGAGUGGAUCCAUAAUCUUUACCUUUUUGAAGAGUCCUUCAAUAAGAAGAAAAAAAAUGCUACCGUGUAUUCAUCAAAUGAGAUUAGCAGCAAAGGGUAUAACAACGAAAAUGGAAUACAGCCUUGUGUUGCUCCACAUGAUGGACUCACCUUGGAAAAUAUCUGCUUGGACAAGAAAGAUAUGAAGAAACGGAAAGGUGGAACUGCCGUGGAUGAGGCAUUGGGGGAAAGCAGGAAUGAUCCAAUGGCGCUUAACUACUACUCCGCAACAGGAGUGGUAGGAGUCACCCCCAUAGUAGAGGAUGAGGAACAACCAUCAUCUUCAUCCCCCCCAAUGAGACCAGACGUUCUCGAAGUAGAAGGAGGAGAAAAAAAAAUAACCAUUGUGAAUGAUAUAUUUGCAGGUCCAAGUACCACUCCAAAUGGUAACGACUUGGAUGAUAACGGUGUGGAUAGUGGCGUUAUAGGAGGUGGGACCACCGGACGUAUGGGGUUCCCUCGAGAAAGGAAGAACCUACUGCAGGAGCGCGACAAAGGUCUCAUGCGUGUCGAUCACGGGGAGCACCUCCACUAUAACAACUCGACAGAGAUGGCAACGAAAGAUACGCUACUCUUGAGUAACCUGCACGAUACAGACAAGAAAAAUAUUUACCUAUUGAGCUCCCACGAUAAUGCUCUGUUUUACAAGUAUAUCUACGAAGAGCCAAAAGGAAAUAUAGGAAAAUAUUUUCGAUCUUUGGUGAAAAAUUAUUACGUCCCUUUCCUCUCCUCCUCUGUCGGGAAAUCCAUCGUGUAUGUCGUUUUUACUUGCAUCCUCAUGCUCUCCAUUUAUGGUUGCACAUUGAUGAAGAAGGGAAUUAAGUAUGAUAAGGCUUUCCCUGUAGAUUCCUACGUAAGGCUUUUCUCCGAAGCGAAAACGAAGUACUUCCCUCACUAUGGAGAUAUGAUAGAGGUGUACUACUUUGACAAGGAUUUUAUUAAGAAGUACAGGAAGCUGAACAAUGAGGUGGAUGUGGUAUCCUCAUCUCUUCUCUACUCAGAUAGGACAGAUCGAGAAAUGAUGAAAAAUCCAAAACUGAACAAGCAUAUCCAUUGGGAGAUGAAAGAUCUGCAAGAUGAAUUGCUUGAAAUGCAUGACCAAUUAGAAGAACAAGAUUUCGUAUCAGGGGUAGCUAAUGGAUUUACUCUCUUCCUCAACAGUAAUGGAAAAAAAUUAAAAAAGGAAACCCCAGACGAAUUUUAUGAUACGUUUGUUGAUUGGAUUAAGUAUGACUUUAUGGGGAACCUCUUUAAAAACGAUUUCAUUUUCUUAAAUAAAAAGCUAGUCGCUUGGAGGUACUUUUAUUUCCAGAACAAUGUAGAUGAUUCUGAAAUAUCAUCGAGGUGGUUAAAGACUUGCAAGAAAAUUAACAAGCUGGAGGAUCAUAAUGUACAGAUGCAGUGCUUCCACAUCAGCUCCAUUUUCAACGAGACGGAUGAAGCCAUCAUCGAGGUUACUCUUAUCAACCUUGGCAUCACUAUCAUUACCAUCCUCAUCGUCACAGCUUACAUCAUCAAGGGGUUCAACUCCUGCCUCAUUAUUGCUCUCAUUAUUUUCCUCAUCGACCUCUGCAUCUUUGGCUUCAUGUGUCUCUGCGGCAUCACCGUCAACAUCAUUUCGAUGGUCAUCCUGGUCCUCUCCGUCGGCUUCUCCAUCGACCACACCUCCCACAUCGUCCAGGCCUUCACCCACAGCAUGGGAAGAACACGGGACGAGAAGAUGAAGGAAAGUCUGCACCUCAUGAUAGGGCCCGUCCUGCACAGUGGACUCUCCACCUGGUUUGUGAUAAGUACCCUGUUUUUUUCGAACAAGGAUUUCACCGUCAUUUUCUUCCAAACGCUGACUCUGGUCCUCUUUUUUUCCGUGGCCUUCUCCUCCAUGUUUUUGCCAUUAUUUUUAUUUAGUGUUUUUAUAAUAGUAUUAUUUUAA
Molecule: messenger RNA, 4347 nt
Organism: Plasmodium cynomolgi strain B
Lineage: Eukaryota; Apicomplexa; Aconoidasida; Haemosporida; Plasmodiidae
Product: patched family protein
Exons: 5
Coding region: 1-4347 (1448 amino acids)
Cellular component (GO): membrane
Source: RefSeq, a predicted model, not a curated record